Messenger RNA from Colletotrichum graminicola M1.001, 1134 nucleotides. RefSeq lists its product as uncharacterized. Gene Ontology annotation, molecular function: acetyltransferase activity. Bases 1 to 1134 code for a protein of 377 amino acids. Gene Ontology annotation, biological process: mycotoxin biosynthetic process. The transcript is spliced from 2 exons. The record is from RefSeq and is a predicted model, not a curated record. Lineage: Eukaryota; Fungi; Ascomycota; Sordariomycetes; Glomerellales; Glomerellaceae.
AUGUCCACGUCUUCUUCAGCCGCGGCACUCCCACCAACAUCCUUUCGGUCGCAUGAUUAUCGAUGGCGUCUGGCGAACGCGAAAGAUCUCGCCAGGUCCUGGAUCCGUACAGCCUUCGGCGCCGAGGCCUGGUUCGGACGCAGGGGGUACCUGCUCGGCACCGAUGGCACCAUCCAUAUCACCACGACCCUCUGUAUCUGGUCGACUGGCAUCUCUUUGGUCGAUCUGGAGUAUCGAAUUUCAAGGGCCCUCGUUCACCUCCGCUUCCACCACCCGGAAGUCGCAUGUAGAGCCCUCAGGCUGCAUAAAUACGACUAUCCAGGCUGUCCACCCGAAGUCGUUUACACCCUGGCAAAAGACGCUACUGAUGUUGCCGCCUGGGCCAGCCGAAUAAUCCAUCGGGCCAAGCCGCCUCUUAACGGACUCAAGCAUUCUUCAACGUUCAAGGUCAGUAAGAAGGACAUUCCGCCGCUUUCCUCGGUCAAGAUCUUCUCUGUCCUAGGCACACAGCAUGAGGAAGCCGAGCUUGAAGUCGGUUCUCAUGUGAUGCUCGUCUUUGUAUUCCACCCUGUUCUUUGGGAUGGCGUCAGCUCCCACACCUUCGUAGGAGACCUACUGCGCUGCAUCGGAGAUCUGUGGUCUGCUGGAGCACCUGGCCUCGAAACUCUCCGUCAGUACGAUUGGGGCACUGAGACCGACAACCUGGCCAGUUCUAUUCUUGAAGCAUGCGGUGCUGACGUCUCUGAAAUCGGACAUGAAUUUGCAAGGGAACGGGACAAGUACAUAAGGAAGCUAAAACAAGGCACAUCUGGCUGGGGACUUCCGGUAAAUAGUUCCCGAGGCAAAUCUCAAAUAAUUCGACGCAGCAUCAGCAUACCCCAAAGCCACACCCUAAAGCUGGUCAUGAAGCACCUUUUCGGUCCGGACUACACUCUGACUCAUCUUGGUCAUGCCGCCAUGCUUCUCGCCUUGCUACGCGUCAGCCCCAUGCCACCAGACUUCCCCGAUUCGGCCGCAGUGGUCUCGCCAAUGCUUAUAAACGGCCGACGGUAUCUGAAGGGCAAGGACGAUUACCGCCGCUAUGGCUCGUGUCUCGCUACUGCUUUUGUUGACUUUGCGCCCCUCAGCCAGUAG